AGUGAGUGUCAGAAAGCCUCUUGGCACCGCACUCAAGGCAGUUCGGUUUGGGCCAUGCAGCACCCAGACUCGGGGGCACACAAACGGGCAGUGAGUGAUCACCGACCUCCAGACUAGGGGUGGUGAGGAGGAGGACACCUCCUCACCAUUCUUCUGGCUAACAUCCACAUCCGCGGUGAGGAGGUGACUUUUCAAGGGCAUUGGAGCCAUUCUCACUUGUUUGCUCACUGCUCAUGCCCUUCUCCCAUGCCUUCUUGACUGCUUCAACUAUCCGUCCAUUCACCUAUGGAUGUGUGUGCCAUCCUUGCAUGCGUGCCACAGGCUACCUCCCUGCCUCACCCACCCAUGUAUGUCCGACGCCCUGCCCAUCUGCAGCAGCCACCUGUGCUCUGGUGCAAUGCACUCUGAUCCUGCUCAUGCCCCUGCCUCUGCCCCUUCCUGCCUCCUGCUUCUGCCCUGCCUGCCCGCGGCAGCUGGCUGGACAACAACAGCAUUGAGGGUCCACUGCCAUCUGCAAUCUGCUCGCUGCCCAAGUUAUGGCGCAUCAUGGUGAGCAACAACCACCUCUAUGGGCCGUUGCCAGACUGCCUCUUCGACAAGUGUGUCAACCAAAUUGACGUGAGCGGCAACAGCCUGUAUGGGCGCAUCAACCGCAACUUCAGGAACAUGGUGGCAGAUGGGAACGCCCUCAUCAACUUGGCUCACAACUUCUUCUACGGCGAUGCCGUGCUCUUUGCCGCGGGCUGCCAGGUCUGCCCCGUUGAAAUCAACCUGCCCAACAGCCUGUGGUUGGGGGAUGCCAGCACCGGUGUGUUUGCGGGGAAGUGCAUCGAUGGUGCGAUCUCCGGCCUGCAAGAUUUCUCGGUGGCGGGGGCAGGCAAGGGCACAAGGGUGAGUCUGUCUGGCAACUGCCUGACCCUCAGCCGAGAUGCGGACUGUGUGUCCAACGCCACCCAGCGCAGCGCGGCAGCCUGCCAUGCGUUCUGCAGCAUCACUGACAACGGCCCAUGUGACGGCCAUGGGGCGUGUGUGCCGCCUGCACCGGCCUCCGCUUCCAACUUCACGUGCCAGUGUGAUGCCGGGUACUCUGCCAUCGACUCUGGCAACGGGUCCACAUGCGCCAUUGUCAACUCCACCACCACCACUGUGUCCUCACUGUCCACGGGUGCCAUAGUGGGCAUUGCUGUGGGCAGCUUUGCGGGCUUCAUUCUGCUGUCCGCUGUGCUCGCAUGGCUGCUGUGGCCCCGUGGGCAAAAGAAGUGGGAGGGUCUGGAUGUGUGCGAGCAAUUCACGCUGCAGCAGAUGGUGAAGGCAACCAACAACUGGUCCAAGGAGAACGUGCUUGGCAAGGGCGGCUUUGGCAUUGUCUACAAGGGCAUGUCACUGCAGGGCCAGCUGUGGGCUAUCAAGCGGUCCACUGUCAUGACAAACGACUUUGAAACGGAGGUGCGUGCCAUGGCGUCUCUCCACCAUGUGAACCUGGUGCGGCUGCUGGGAUUCUGCCUGGACCAGAACCUUGAGACGGGAAAGCAGGAGCAGAUCCUAGUGUACGAAUUUGUGGACAACAGGGAUCUCCACUACCACAUCCACAAGACCACGAACCCGCUCACGUUGCGCCAGAGGCUGCGCCUGGCGCAGGGGACAGCGGAGGGGCUGGCAUACCUGCACGGGUUCGGAACUCCCAUCAUUCACCGCGACAUCAAGUCGGCCAACAUCCUUGUGACAGCCGACAUGCAUGCCAAGGUGGCUGACUUUGGGCUGCUCAAACUGCUCACCCAUGGUGAUGCCGAUGCCACCAGAGUGGCGGAAACUCCGGGCUACGUGGACCCCGACUACAACCGUACCAGCAUCAUCACUGCCAAGAGUGAUGUCUUCAGCUUUGGCAUCGUGCUACUAGAGUUGUUGAGUGGCCAGCCAUCCCGCAUGCAGCAGGGGUUGCACAUCAGAGAAUGGGCAAUCAAGCUGGUGGAGGCAUAUGCGAUGGAGGAGCUCAAAGACAGCAAGCUCCAGGCAAGGAGUGAAGCCGUAGUGGACUUUGCCGACCUGGUUCUGGACUGCAUCAAGGUACCAGGCACACGGCGCCCCGACAUGAAGGAGGUGGCGUACCGCCUCAACGCUCUCAUUGACCAGCACUGCCCGGACAAGGAGGACGAGUGGGAAAACGUGGAGGAAGCAGAGAAUGAUCGCCGUGCGCACUCAUAUUCAGAAUCGCGAGGCUACGUUCCACCAAGGGUUGGUAAUCAAGGCUCGCAAGUGUCCAAGAGCUCAUCCGACAGUGCCAACUCUUUUUCUUGGUCUGAUGUCAUGGGGAAGUGGCUGCAAAUGAGGUCUAGUUGAGGGCACUAAGCGGUACUGUGAUGAUGCAACUUUGGUAAAUAACAGGCAAUAGCUCAGUAACAAGGCUGUGGUAUCAUAUAUUAGUGAUCAAAUUUCCA
Closterium sp. NIES-67 is the source of this 2435-nucleotide messenger RNA. The record is from the annotation of a GenBank genome assembly. NCBI's taxonomy places the organism in Eukaryota, Viridiplantae, Streptophyta, Zygnematophyceae, Desmidiales, Closteriaceae.